Molecule: messenger RNA, 3111 nt
Organism: Suillus fuscotomentosus
Lineage: Eukaryota; Fungi; Basidiomycota; Agaricomycetes; Boletales; Suillaceae
Exons: 4
Coding region: 101-2962 (953 amino acids)
Source: RefSeq, a predicted model, not a curated record
AAAAACAAGGUUCCGAGUCCGCCGGGGAGUUCCGAUCCUUUGGUUCACCUUGUAACGUGACGUGUAACGCGUCGUGUUCCCAAUUCGUCCAUGCCAUGGAAUGUUGCGAUGCUGUCUGUCGACCGUCCGAGUGUUGGGCGGCGUCGACGGAGCUCAAAGAAUCAGGUUACUGUCUUCUGCUAGCGCCCAUGUCCAAGAAUGCUUGCCCCGCAGCACCGGGACUCAGAACAAGAGCAAGCGAUCUCUUAUGACAUCUGAAGAUCCUCGGGAGUCUGGCCCAUCCAAUAGCACUCGCGCCAUAAGUGCUCUCCGGAAAAUCCUGACGUCCUCUACCCUGCUUCCAGACCCUUCCAGGAGGCCGACACCCAAUACUAUUCAUUCAUUUUACAUCUCCGCAAAAGCACGGGGCCAAUUGUCGCAGCUCGACUCAGGAAUGCUUAGCGCUUUAAUUGGUCUUUUUGGGUCCUUGUCUGUUGACUCGACAAGAACAUGUGUGUAUACUAGUUCACUCCUUCCUUAUGUGAAAGAUAGUCCUGUAUCUCGCGACUACUGGGCAUUUGUGAAGGAGGUUGUAUCAUUAAAGCGCCAGAGGGGCAUGACACUGGCGCAUUCAGAUAGAUAUUGGAUGAUGCGAGCGGAGUUGGCGAGCCUUUCCUCCUCUAAAGACGGCCAGCCCGGUUACACGCACAAAUUUGAUCGCUAUCUGUUCCGCGCCCGAAAACAAUACCUCCACUUUUCUCGACACGUUUUCGAUCCAGAUGUUCACGUUCCAUAUUUAACAGUACUUUUGUCGAGCACGGACCCUCUUCACAAGCAGUGGGCCAUUGAUGCGAUAACCAGCAUCCUUCUCACUCAUCCCUUUCUUCAUGCGAAAGUUAUGAAAGUGUUGCUGGAGAUAGUUCAUGACACUGACACCGCGCUUUUGGAAUCUAUCCUGUCAGCCAUUUCAAUCCGGGUCACUCAUUUUCCGUCGCCGUGUGGGGGCACUGCGGGGGCUUCUAUAUCUGUACCUGUUGAUGCUACCGCUUUCACAUCCGCUCUUUCGUUGCUGCACGAGGCAUUUUCAUCCAACGUUCCACUAGUCCAUCGGCGAAGCAAUCUCCUUCUGUAUUCGCUGCUGUAUAGCUGCAACGGCAGUGGAAUUGCUAUUUCAUCGCUUGAUUUUCCUUUGGAUGGAUAUGCAUCCUUAUGGCAGACCCUGUUUGCCCUUGCGAUUCUCGAAGAGGUUACGCGAGCCGCGGGUCCAGCCCUUCUUCACGAUCGUGCUCUCCGCGGACGUAUUCAAGAGAUGAUACGUUCUCUUCAUGAGUCCUGGCUGCACCUCAUGUCCAAUGAAUCACCCCCCACCCUCAUUUCACGCGCUGUUACGACUUCUCUUUUUCGCCUCUCUGGUGCAGUAGUGGAUCCGAAGCUAUUUGCAGCGUGCCUGGAGUCGAGUAUAAACUUCGGACUUUGGACCGGCAAUUCUUCGGACACCGUAGAGGGACCCCAAUUAGCAGCAAUGGCAGCGAUGCAUCUUGCUACAUUGAUGCAAGUCCGUGGGUGCGGAGCGGAAUUCAUCAUGAAGACGUUGAGUUCCUACUCGACUGACGUGCAACACCAAAGUGUUGUAGUGUCUGCAGCUGUCAAGGACCUCAUUCAUCGUGACGUUGAGCUCGCCCACGCAUUGUACAACAUCGCUGUCCGCAGUGGGCGAGAUAUCGAUGUCGAUACCGCAUAUCUUCUAGCUAGGGCACUCCCACCUGCUCAUGCUGUGGGGUUUCUUAAGCAUGAACGAUUUUCUCGAAUACAAGUGGGAGGCCUCCUGAGCAGCAUUGCUCGUUUUCUCAAGGAGACGAGGCAUGAACAUUACGACACUGAUCUGAUCGAUGACAUUGGGAUUUCCCUCCGCAAACUCUACUCGAUCUCUCCUCCUCCCAUUCACUUCCGUGGGCAUCUUCAGCUUCUUCUAGCCGAGCUAUGCACUCGGGGCAGUGGGUUCCAGACUACGGCUAUUAUUGCUAACGUCAUCACAUUCUACCCGGCCUUCUUUCAAUUCUCGUUCUUGUUGCGGCUGGUUUGCCUCUUUUUGCGCCGCAGGCAAUUUCGCUGCGCGUUGCGAAUCCAGAAAAUUGUAGUUGGCACACACCGGGGAUGUGUUCCUAACCUUCGUCACAUGGUCAGUACACGCCUCGGUGCGACGGCUAGUGGACGCCUAUCCACGAAUAUUUUUAUCACAGGGCGCAAGUCGCAUACCCUAUUUCAAGGUGGCUGUUUCUGGGCAGCGGGGACUUUAUUCAAGAGCGGUAUGAGCAGUGGCCCGGUAUACAACAGAGUUCUGCAAGAUUUAAUAUACGCUAGGCGACCGCAUGCUGCAAAGGUCGCUUUUAGUCGUGUUGCAAGCAAGGUGGACACCAAAAGCCGGACGAUCCUAGGCAACACGCUUUUGCACGGUGUCGUUACACGUCCGGUCCCGAGAAACGGCAGGCGUGUCCGGAAGCUCUUGGGACUCCUCGAUAACCUCGUGAAGUACCAGCAGUUUGCGCCUGACAGGAUAACUGUCAAUAUCAUCCUGAAGGCGUUGAUAGUCUGGAGGACUGCAUUCGAUCAUCAACGUUUACGUGCGCUGUUCGACCACAUGGUUCGUGGUGGAUACCCCGCAGGGAUUCACUCUCCUUCCCAUCCGCCCUUCAGCACUCCGCUUCUGCGCACCAAUGAAGCACUCACGCUGUCGAAGCUUCCACCUUACAUAUCGUUUGAGAAGCAUGCGAAGCCGAUGCUCAAGAUGUUUAUCAAGGCAUUUUAUCUACGGAAUGAUGUAGAAGCUGCGCGUACGGUAGUAGAGAUUUUGAAGAUCGAGCAGAAGAAGGCUACAUUGCAGAGAGAGCGACGGUCAGUGGCACGUUUGAGAGGGUGGAUGGAGGCCGAAAAUAAUACGGGCCGCAGGGAUCACACGAGUCAUGUUCAUAAUGAUAGAUCAUAAUAGACUUUAGUUGCCGCUAUGGAGAGGAACUGUUGAAAAAAUCUCCACCUUUUAUUCAUCGCAUGUUACAAUCAGAGUGUGAUGUGACAUUUGCCAUAGGUGGUCGCUUAUGUGUGGCUGUGCAAGCUUGCUGUAUUACUUCAUUUUCA